Lindgomyces ingoldianus is the source of this 840-nucleotide messenger RNA. Its product is annotated as glycoside hydrolase. The transcript is spliced from 2 exons. Bases 1 to 840 code for a protein of 279 amino acids. The record is from RefSeq and is a predicted model, not a curated record. Lineage: Eukaryota; Fungi; Ascomycota; Dothideomycetes; Pleosporales; Lindgomycetaceae.
AUGACUUCCCACAUCCGCACCGCGCUUGCUGUUCUUAUCUGGGCAUUAGCAGUCCAAGGCCACUUUAUGGUUACUGACGUGGUUUCUAACCAGGUCAAUUACGUAGGCUACAACCUUUCGGACUGGUCUGAAAACUACACCCCAAUUACGCCGCAAUGGCAGCCUCACCGACCAUUCCCAUAUCAGCACCAAGUCAUCUUCCCAAUGGACUACACCUACACCGCCGCAGAAACCGCCACGCAGACCCAAAACCCCGACAUCAUCUGCGGCGUAAACAGCACGAAUGGGAAAAUGUACAUUCCAGCGCAAGCCGGGAAACCAUUGACAUUCCGCUGGACGCAAGUCGGCCACCAAGGUCCCGUGCUAACGUAUCUGGCGAACUGCCACGGCGCGUGCACAACCGUGGACAAGACAACGCUGAGGUUCUUCAAGAUCGAUCAUGCAGGCUACAAUCCACCGACGAAUAAAAGCUAUUUCGACAUGGAGUCAUGGGGUGCAGGCAUUGUCCACCAGUGGGAUGAUUCCUGGACAACUGUUAUCCCCGAGGACAUUGCGCCGGGAAAUUAUGUUGUGAGGCAUGAGAUUAUCGGGCUGCAGAAUCAGACUCCGCAGUUCUAUCCAUCGUGCAUCAAUCUUAGGGUUGUAGGACGGGGGACGGCAGAGCCGGCAGGUGUGCUCGGAACAGAGUUGUACCAGAGCAAGGAUGUGAUGGUUAUUUCUCAGCUCUUGAAAGCGACGCCGUUUGUGUAUGAUAUUCCUGGUCCAACGAUUUACGGCGGUGCAGCGACAGCAACCCAGACUUUUGUGACGGCUACGGCCACCUCAACUGGAAUAGCGUAG